Messenger RNA from Helianthus annuus (common sunflower), 1053 nucleotides. RefSeq names its product two-pore potassium channel 1. The record is from RefSeq and is a predicted model, not a curated record. Gene Ontology annotation, cellular component: plant-type vacuole membrane. Bases 1 to 1053 code for a protein of 350 amino acids. Gene Ontology annotation, molecular function: potassium ion leak channel activity; calcium ion binding. Lineage: Eukaryota; Viridiplantae; Streptophyta; Magnoliopsida; Asterales; Asteraceae. The transcript is spliced from 2 exons. Gene Ontology annotation, biological process: potassium ion transmembrane transport; stabilization of membrane potential.
AUGAAUAUCGGUGACAUAUAUGUGAUGGCGCCUGAAGAUGGCGUGGAUGACACAGAACUUAUAAAAAAAAAGAAACACAAAGCCAAACAUAAACAUAAAAAGAAAAAGGGUAAGCAUAAAGCAGAAGAUCACGGAAGCGAGCACGCACCACCACCAUCAAUCCCUGGUGUUCGUCUUAGUUUGAAGCGAGUCGGGUUUCUUUUGUCUGCGUAUCUAGCUUUAGGCACCGUUUGUUUUACUCUUAUUCAAGAUCAAAUCACUGGAAAGAAAACAGAUAUUGGAGUCCUAGAUUCCAUGUAUUUCUGUGUUGCUACAAUGACAACCGUAGGAUACGGAGAUCUUGUCCCAGAAACCAAUUUCGCCAAAGUUAUGGCAUGUGUUUUCGUGUUUAUGGGCAUGUUUCUUGGCGGUUUUGCGCUUAGUAAAGCUGCUGAUUAUAUAGUUGAAAAGGAGGUAAACAUGUUUGUAAAAGCUAUGCAAAUUAAUGAAGCAUUUGAUCCUGUCCAGAUGCUGAGUGAUGCCGCUGAAGAAUCGGAUAAGCUCAAGUAUAAGUUUCUUAUCGCGCUUAUACUUAUCGUCGUGCAUGUAAUUGUUGGAAUCGUCGUGUUGAUUCUACUUGAAGACAUGAGUAUCAUUGAUGCUUAUUAUUGUGUUUGUUGCACCAUAACCACCCUUGGUUACGGAGACAAGAGCUUUACGACCACUGGGGGACGAGUGUUUGCUGUGUUUUGGAUCUUGACUGGUACGAUCUCGUUAGCGCAACUGUUUAUGUACUUGGUUGAAUUAUGGACCGAAAGUAGACAAAGACAGCUUGUGGAUUGGGUGCUUCAUAGGAAAAUGACUGUUCAAGAUAUUGAGAAUGCUGAUCUUGAUAAUGAUAAUAGUGUCAGUCCUGCAGAAUACGUGGUGUUUAAGCUAAAAGAGAUGGGGUUGGUAAACGAACAACUUAUCAUGAAUGUGAUGGAAGGAUUCAAGACUUUGGAUGUCGAUAACUCGGGAACAUUGACAGCGAACGAUUUAGGAAAUUUAACCAAGUUGAUGUCACGACGUUAG